This is a messenger RNA of Rhagoletis zephyria (snowberry fruit fly), 4859 nucleotides long. Its product is annotated as phosphatidylinositol 4-phosphate 3-kinase C2 domain-containing subunit beta-like. Lineage: Eukaryota; Metazoa; Arthropoda; Insecta; Diptera; Tephritidae. Gene Ontology annotation, molecular function: 1-phosphatidylinositol-4-phosphate 3-kinase activity; phosphatidylinositol binding; 1-phosphatidylinositol-3-kinase activity. Gene Ontology annotation, biological process: phosphatidylinositol 3-kinase/protein kinase B signal transduction; phosphatidylinositol-3-phosphate biosynthetic process; cell migration. The record is from RefSeq and is a predicted model, not a curated record. Gene Ontology annotation, cellular component: cytoplasm; phosphatidylinositol 3-kinase complex; plasma membrane.
AUGCAUUCACUGGUUACAGGUUGCGAUGAUGCCUCAGAUUGUACCUCCUAUUAUGCGGAAUAUGAUCCAUUCGAUUAUCUCUAUAGUGGCGGAGGCACACAGUACUCGGAUCCCGUUUACGAGGCGGUGAAUAAGUUGGAGAAGAGCGCUGUGAGUCCAAAUGUCUCCUCCAUUGGUUGGCGCACGGAUUACCUCAGCCACGAUGAAGUACUCGCCACCGAUCUAACUGCUACUAGCAGCGCUAACGCCUCAACACACUAUCAGCUCGAUGAUCAAUCACCAAGCGGUUCACGCUCACCGCCUCCACCGCUGCCGCCACGCAAUACUGGCUCUCGCUCCCCACCCUUUCUACCUGGUCUCUAUCCAACGCUCAAACAUGAAAAUAGUGUGGAAGGCAGCAGUGGUGUGGGCGUGGGCGCGGUCGCUGGCAGUUCCUUCUCCACUUCCAGCUCAUUCAUACGGCCUAGCGCAACGCUGGAUCGUCGAAAAACUGCUGCCGGAACGCGCCUCUAUGAAGUGGUAACGGAUCGCCGCACCGUCGAUCCGGAGCUACUGGAAUUCUUCUUCAUGGUUAAGGAGUUGCGUAUGCGCUAUUUAUACAAUGAUACGUAUACGAAUCCGGGUCAUGUAAUUGCUUCGGAAUUUAAUUAUCAUUAUCCGCUUGAGACGAGCAUCAAGAUUUUGGUGCAUCCUGCGCUGAAGGCACUGCUUUCCCAUGCGGAUAUGGCGCGUACACAAGGGCAGGUGAAGGGGUAUGGCGUGCCGGUGGUGUUUACAUGUGAUAUCAAUACGGCUGUGGAAUUGGUUAUUGAUCAAGCAUUUUGUUCGCUGGAGGGUAUUAUUAAAGGCACUCCUAAUGAUUAUGUGGUAAAGCCCAUCGGCGUCUCUGAAUGGCUAUCACCCACAUCGAAACUCAGUCAGCUGGAAUGUGUGCAUAACAGCCUAAAGCUGGAGCAGGACGUGCAAUUGGGUUUGUGCGUUAAAUCCGAGGAGAAUAUGCAAGUGAUAGCUCGUACGCAGUGUGAUGAUCUGCGUGAUGUUGAUUUACGAGCAGAAGAUAUUUUGCCCAACGAAAUGGCAACGACCAUCAAUUAUGAUAAUAUGAUGAUACUGAUAGAAACACUUGAAACAGAGAUUGAUAAAUUAGAGUCAGCGGAUCCGAAUUCACGCUCCAUACUUUCAUGCUCGGGCGUUGUGCAGGCAGUUAAGGCUAUUUGCGCGUUACUCGGUUCGAUAGAUACACUUGAAAUCACUGCCUGCAUCGCCGAUCUCAAACGCAUAUGCGAGGAGGGUCAAGUGAAGUAUGCUGCGCAUAGCACGGAAACCAAUCCGGAGAUCGUGAGCGAACGUGGCGAUUAUGCAGAGGUGCGUUUGGUGCCACGGCCCAAGCUAGAUCAGAUUAAGCUGAAAUGUAGUCAGUUGCGCGAUGCCGUGCAGGAGUUAAUUGAACUCUACUCAAAUGUAUUCCGUGUGGGAUUCUCUGUUAAAUCUCCAGAUUAUUCGACCACACCCAUACCGGUUUCGUGUGUACUAAAACCAAUUGUCGUUAGCAUCAAUUGUCUGCAUCGGCCGCCACCAACUUGGCGCUACGACGACUACUCGCUGGGCGUGCAAAUCAACUAUGGCACUCGCUUUGUAUCCGAUCCGAUAGUCACUAAGUGUUCGAAUGACAUGAGUGGUGGACUCUUUCCNCGCUUGAAUUUCUCUUCAUGGCUGACUUUCGAAAAGAAUCCAAUUUGCACGCUACCACGAGAAUCGCGCCUAAUAUUUGUGCUCUACGGCACACAAACGACCGAAAAUGAGCAAAACACAGAUGCUAAUGGUGAACGUCGCUCGGUGGCCACCGAAUUAGGCUGGUGCGCCAUACAAUUGUUUGAUCAGAAGCGUGAAAUGAUUUGCGGCUCCUAUUUGCUUUCGAUGUGGCCGCCAACAACGGAUAAGUUCUUAGGUCCGGCGCCUGCACGCGGUUGUCAUCCACAGCCAGAUAUCUGCCCGGUGUUAAGCAUAGAAGUACCGCCUUACGGUGGCCGCAUACUAUUCCCCGAGCCGUUGGAACAGCCACCGCCAGCACCGCGUUACGAUUUCAAUUCGCUGGACGCUAAUUUGCAGCAGGAACUGCUAGACACUGCCGAGCAGGGUUAUUCGGGCGCUAAGGAUAAACGCGAGGUAUUUUGGGAAAAACGGUUGUAUUUGCAGAGCUUUCCCUAUGCAUUGCCGAAAGUGCUUCACGCCGCGCACAGCUGGGACUAUGCCAGCCUUAUGGAUCUCCAUUCAUUGUUGCAUUCUUGGGCGCCGUUGUCGCCACUGCAAGCGCUGGAAUUGCUGCUACCGCGUUAUCCUGACGCCAAAGUGCGUGAGAAGGCGGUCGAGUGGAUUUCGCAACUGCCGAAUGAUCAGCUGGUCGAUUAUCUGCCGCAAUUGCUGCAGGCGCUCAAGCACGAUACCUACGAAGCAUCGGCAAUGGCCCGCUUCUUGCUCUGCAAGUGUUUGGAAUCGCCGCGCAUAGCCCACCACUUGUACUGGCUCUUGGUACACAGUUUGCCAGGCGAUGAUCCACAGAAUUCAAUCGAUGCCUCAUCGGUGGCGAGUGAAAUUGAUGAGUCGCUAAUAACGCAGGCGCGCUACUAUAGGCGCAACAAGAUGAUGCUUCGCGCGCUGCUGGCGGUGUGUGGCGAGCGGCUGUUGGCGCGCUUUCUCAGUCAAAAUAUGAUGUGCAAGAGCUUAGCGCGGCUUGCCGAAUCCGUAAAGGAGGCUAAAGAAUCAUUGCGGCAAAAAACCCUCUGCUUCGGCAUGGAAACUGUACAUCAGCAGUUGGGUGACAAGCCCACUUCUCUGCCGCUGGGCCCCGAAUUAGAAGUGACCGGUGUAAAUGUGCGCGCUUGCAGUUAUUUUAACUCAAAUACGCUGCCACUAAAAAUAUCCUACAUCGGCUCAGAUGGCGAAGUGCUGCCGGCGAUUUUUAAGUCCGGUGAUGACUUGCAACAGGACAUGCUUACCAUUCAGCUCAUACGUGUUAUGAACAAAAUGUGGUUGGCUGAGGGUUUGGACCUGAAAAUGGUUACCUUCAAUUGUGUACCUACGGGCUUUAAGAAGGGCAUGAUUGAAUUGGUGUCCGAUGCGGAGACAUUGCGUAAAAUACAAGUAGAAUAUGGCUUGACGGGUUCGUUUAAAGAUAGACCGAUUGCUGAAUGGCUAGCCAAACAGAAUCCUAGUCAGUUGGAGUAUCAGAGGGCGGUAAAGAAUUUCACAGUUUCCUGCGCCGGCUACAGCGUUGCGACUUACAUACUCGGUAUCUGUGACCGUCACAAUGACAAUAUUAUGCUGAAGACUUCCGGUCAUCUCUUUCAUAUAGAUUUUGGAAAAUUCUUGGGCGACGCGCAAAUGUUUGGCAAUUUCAAAAGAGAUCGCACCCCAUUCGUGCUCACCUCCGACAUGGCUUAUGUGAUCAAUGGCGGCGAUAAACCCUCCACAGAUUUUCAUUAUUUCGUCGAUUUGUGUUGUCGCGCUUUCAAUAUAAUACGCAAACAUGGUGAUCUCAUUCUGCAUAUGCUUGCACUAAUGGCCACUGCCGGCAUACCCGGUGUAACCGCUGAUGCAGUGACUUAUGUGCGUGUCGCUUUGCUGCCGGAGCAAUCAAAUCCAGAGGCGGCUGCCUCUUUUGCGAAGAUGAUACAGUUCUCGUUGAAGAGUUGGUUCACACAAUUCAAUUUCUUCUUGCACAAUUUGGCGCAAAUGCGUUUCAGCAACGAUGAGGGUAGUGGCGAGUUGUUGUCAUUUGUGCCGCGCAAAUAUACCAUGCAACAGGAUGGCCGCUUAAAAAGCGUUAUGGUAGUGCGCUGUCAAAAGCAUUACGAUAUGGAAAAGUAUUACACCUACAUUUUACAAGUGACGCGUCAUGGUCAAACCGAUCCAACGCAUUUAUUCCGCUCGUAUAAGGAAUUUACGGAAUUUCAUCAAAAGUUGUGUUUGCACUUUCCGCUGGCGAAAUUGCAUAGCUUGCCAAGUGGCAUGCAUGUCGGCCGUUCGAACGUCAAAUCGGUCGCUGAGCGUCGCCUGCCUCAAAUACAACGUUUUCUUAUCUCACUCUUCAAUUCAGCGGAUGAGAUUGCUCACUCAGAUUUGGUGUAUACGUUCUUCCAUCCCUUGUUGCGUGAUCAGCAGGAAGCUAAGUUGACGGUGUCGAAAGUUAGAGAAGUAAAGCAACAAACGCGUGAAAAUCCCUAUGAAGUUGGUCAGAUUAAAAUGUCUUUGCAAUAUCGCCGCGGUGUCUUAACGGUGAUGAUUCACCAUGCGAAAGGCUUGCCCAUGCUGCAAGGGGGUCAAGAGCCUAACACCUACGUCAAAUGUUAUCUCAAGCCGGAUACAACAAUGACCAAACGCAAAACAAAAGUGGUACGAAAAACGUGUGUGCCCAGCUUUAUGGAGACGCUCGAGUAUCGCAUGCCAUUGGAACAUAUACAAAAUCGUUUAUUGCAUGUCACUGUAUGGUCACACGAUACAUUGCAGGAGAACGAAUUACUUGGCGGCUUUCAAAUCGAUCUGAGUAAAUAUGAUUUACGUAAAGAACUGAUCGAUUGGUUUCGACUUGGACCAAUGCCUAGAAAUUGAACAGCGAAGUGCGCUAGGGCCGAACACAAACUAGCUAGUAGCUGUAGAAUAAAAUUGGGAAAAAAUUACUUUGAAUGGCGUUAGAUGCAAGUGAAAUUAUCGCCAACUAGUUCGCUAUUAUCUAACAAAGAACCGCGACGAGGUUUUCGAAAACUACUUGCAAAGCAACAGUAUUUCUUUCGCACAUAUAGACACCGCUACAGGGAUGUCCGUUAGGGGCUGAUAAAAAAAAGAGUAUCUAUUUACACUUA